Tremella mesenterica DSM 1558 is the source of this 1023-nucleotide messenger RNA. RefSeq lists its product as uncharacterized. The transcript has 2 exons. NCBI's taxonomy places the organism in Eukaryota, Fungi, Basidiomycota, Tremellomycetes, Tremellales, Tremellaceae. The record is from RefSeq and is a predicted model, not a curated record. The coding region runs from base 1 to 1023 and encodes 340 amino acids.
AUGAAUUCCCCAUACUUUCCACCGGCAUACGAAGGAAUCAUAGUUUCUCUCGUCGGUGGAGGUUUACUUAUCACUGGGAUAUUAGGAACUAUUUAUCAUCGAAGAAGAGCUCAUAGAAUUCCUACUGUUAUCAUAUCAUCAAGUGCGGAGGAGGGAAGAAGGUUUGUGAAACCGGAGAUCUGGGAUGUUAUGGUGGAGUCUGAAUUUGGUUCAAGAUUUGGUCCCAUCUACGAUAACAGUCUUGGUCAUACAUCUAGAUAUGAUGAAUCUGCGCAAACUUCUAUGUCGGGUGAGGUUUUGGAAUGGACUGAUAAAGCCGGAUCUAGGGGAGAAGAAUUAUGGAGUAAGGAGAAUAGAAUGGAACAGGAAGGAUACAUGAGGACUGUGGAGGUGAAGGGUGGAAUGAGGGACAUGGGGGAACGAAAGGACGAAGGUGAGGAAAGUAAUAAAGAAAGUGAGAAGAUCAAACUUAGGAAAAGGGAGAAAGAGAAUGGUGGAAAGAAAGAAGAAGUGAAUGUUUCAGUCAAUGAAGUUCAAUCUGGUUUUCCUUCACCACGAAUUAGCAAUAAUCUUGAUGAGAUGAGAUUUGAGGAUCUCAAUCCACUUGCCGUAUCUUUCCUUCCCGAUUCCACACCGACUGGUAAAGCUCAAAACCUGGGAAUUCACACAGUCAGAUUAACAUUACUUCUCGCUCUUCCUCAACCUCCGCUCUCACAGAUAUCCUCAUAUACCUCAGAGCACAAUUUAAUACAAGCGGGAUCUCCGGGAACACAUGAAUCCUCGAAUAUGAGAUACAUGAGAGAAGAACAAGACGAGAUACCGGAGAUGGAACUGGCAAUGUUGACCGUCCCUCUCUCUAUGACCAAAGAUGAUGAAUCGGCGUUCAGCGAUCUUAGACGGAAAACGAAAAAAUCACCCAACACGCGAGAGAGACAGGCUUUGGGAAGGAUGGAGAGAGAACAGGAAGAGAGGGAGAAUUUGGAUUUGGUUUCUGCAUCAGCUUACGAAUUGAGGUUUUUAUGA